Messenger RNA from Acanthoscelides obtectus, 627 nucleotides. The record is from the annotation of a GenBank genome assembly. Lineage: Eukaryota; Metazoa; Arthropoda; Insecta; Coleoptera; Chrysomelidae.
AUGAUUGCAUCGCAGUACAGGGCGACUACAGAUUUAAGAUACUUGAAACGUGAUUUUUGGGAUCCCUUAGCAGGAUCCCCUUCAACGACGGAGAGGGGCCCCCCGUCAGCCUCCCUGCAGUCGCGCGCCACUUCUUCCCCCACCAUCGCAUCCGUCGCCGCCUUGGAUCCCUGCUUCGACCUGCGCACGCGCAUUGUCAUCCCAUUUCCACAGCCUGCUCCGUUCUCCGGCAGUUCAGUGUUCUGUGGUUCAGCGCGCGCUGUCAGUGCCUCAGUCGCCUAUUGGUCAACGAUGUGUGCGAGACAUGCGGCGGUCGCUUUGUAGUUAGACAGUGCGUGUGCAUAAGCGACUAUGACGUCAUCGGACAGUGAGGUGUGACGCUAGAUGACGGGCGUGCUGCUGACUGUCGCGCCAAAGAGACUUGAGUGUGUUUUUGGUAGAGGUGGCGAGUAAGAGAGCUUUUAUGGUGAGUUUCACAUGGUUUUAGAAGCAGGAACAGGAAUAUCCUUACCAGCUUGAGGGCCUCAGACAGUUUUAUUUUCAAAUGUUUAGAAACAGUAAAAUCAAGCUUUUCAUUAAUUACAGACCCACAUGACAAAAAAGUGAUGAGGUCGGACUAUUUUCCCC